Fragaria vesca subsp. vesca is the source of this 336-nucleotide messenger RNA. RefSeq lists its product as uncharacterized. Bases 1 to 336 code for a protein of 111 amino acids. The record is from RefSeq and is a predicted model, not a curated record. The transcript has a single exon. NCBI's taxonomy places the organism in Eukaryota, Viridiplantae, Streptophyta, Magnoliopsida, Rosales, Rosaceae.
AUGUUACAGGAUGAUAUAUUGAUCACUGAAAACAACAUUGAGUCCACUAAUGCUUUGAAGCAGUUUCUUCAUACUCGUUUUCGUAUCAGAGAUCUCGGUGAUUUGAAGUUUUUCCUAGGCAUUGAAAUAGCUCAUUCCAAGAAAGGGAUUUACAUAUCCCAACGUAAGUAUGCAUUGGAUAUUAUAAAAGACACUGGUUAUUUGGGUGCUAAGUCGGUUGAAUUUCCUAUGGAAGAAUGCAAGCAGCUUUCAAAUAAGGGAGAAUUGCUUAAAGACGCUGCUGCAUAUCGUCGUCUAGUGGGUCGAUUGAUUUAUCUGACUAUAUCACUAGACUAG